GAGUUUGACGCUUGAAAAGCAUGGGCGUUGUCUGGAGUUGUUGAGGGUCAGUGGCGAACGUUAUUGUUUUUGUUAAUUCGUGGGAGGAUCAGGAUCGUCAGGAUUCGGCGUUUUUUGCCUAUUUUGCUCAGGACAACGGGACAGUAGUGGGCUUGAGCUACUGUCCGUGACAAGGAGUAGAAAAAUGGGGUGGAGAACGGCGCAGGUUUUGCUGUUCGCAGGAUUCGUCCUGUCGUUUGUUGCCUUGAGUGUGCAGGACCAAAACGCAUGCCAAAUCCCACUUGUUAUUCGAGGUGCUUGGUUCUCCUGGGAAAAUGGUCAAAAUACGCUGACUGAGAUUAAUUCUGACUCAAUGUCCAAGAGAGGAUAUUGUGUGGACAUGAAAGAGGAAUAUCAUGUGAAUUAUACAUUUGUUUUUAAAAGAGAUAUUUGCUACCACUGUGUCAAACUUCUGGUUCGUACAGUGAAUAUUUUAGAGAAACUUGAGAUGAGUUGCGUGAAUCUUCCAUCUGGAAUGGAACCUACAGUUGAAAAUGUUUGCCAAGGUCUACGUGCAGACCAGCAACUGAUCACUUUAUUCUCUGAAAACUAUGUGCCUGUUAAUUGCAGAUCUUCCCUUGAAGGAGUUUGGCAAUUUGCUUACCAGAAUCGAUUCAGGUUCACUGGAGAGUGUAAUCAUCCAGAUGCUCAAAUUCGUUCAUGUCAGACAGCAGGAACUCAGUUCUUCAUAACAAAUCAAAAGUUUAAUAUUACCUACAAGCAGUGUACUGGUAUGAAAGGAACAUUCGAUGGAGUGGUGGAAUACAGUUGUUUGGGCGACUGGUUUGUUGACAAAAACCACUUCUUUGCCGUGGCAAACACAAAGGAAUCUCGAAAAGACGAAAAGUAUCGUUGCUUUUUGAAAAAUCGAGACGACGACUUGUACAUUGGUGUGUCCAUCACAGCUGAGUGUAAUACUCUAAAAACCGUAGAAAAAAGUCCGGAACGUUUACGCGUUACGCCAGUAAAAGCCGAAGUAGUAGAGCCGGGGUGUCGGCUGCCACAAAACAUGACAGGAAAUUGGAUUAAUACGGCUAACAUAGAUGCUGAUGUGUUUAUCAAUGAAACUCACAUCAUUGAAACUUGGUACCCAGAUGUAGGAAGAUACAGAAAAACUAUUUAUACCUGUCGCGAGCAGAGAGAUUCGAGAUACAUGAUGGCAAGAUUGACUGUUGAUGGAUGUCAAAAGGAUUAUGUUUGCUUUGACUUUAUACCUCAGCAUCACAAUAUAAUUAGGUAUAGACGUGGUUUGGCUGUCAUCAAAGACAAUUUCCACACUGUGUGUUCAUGGGUUCAGUUCCAAAACAAAGUUGAAUGGAAGUAUGAUCUAUUCUUAGCAAAAGAACCUGUACCUGUUAGGUGCCCAGUAGCUGGAAAAUUCAUGUUCCAACAGAAAGGAGACGUUCUGUUUGAGACAAGAAUUAUCGGAGGUGUAACCGAUACGCCUCGACCAAAUAUUUACUGCAAACAGAAUAUUUCUGAUUUUUCAGUAUGUGAUAUUGAUCAGAAAGAAAUCGCUAUUGACGAAACUUACUGCCUGUCCGUCGAUCAUUUGGGUCGUCCAGUUGAUAUUUACAGUUGGCCCGAUUAUAAAAUGAAGUGCAUUGGCUACUACAAGGAGAAUUUAAAGUCGUACUUGAUUACGUUUGAUGAACUUGACCCCUACAGCAAGUACCAUUGUUGGGUAUAUCAAAGAGCAGAUUUGAAUAGAGUACUUAUGUCACAGGCUAUUGGUGCCUUCUGUGAUGUCAAACAAGAUGUCACUAGUUGGAAUUAUACUGAGGGUGCUGCAGUUGCCCUAGACUUAGUGGAAUACGAGAGAGAACGAGAUCAGUGUCCAAUGCACUUUGACGACGGUAGCAAUCCUUGGGUAAAAAGUGAGAGUUACAUUCAAGUCUUUCACUAUGGCAAUUAUGGAUCAGGAGCUAGUACUAUCGGCAGUCAUUUAGUCACGGCCGUUAGCGCUAUUUGCUUUUACUCAUUCCAUGUGCUAUAAUCACCGAUUCUCUAACAGAAUUGAUGCAUGCCGUCCAUAACGAUAAAAAAUCGUCAUAUUUUGCUAUUGCUUGCACGAAUAAUCGAGCAGUAAACUAAAAUAUUUGUUAUGAUUAUUGCGGUACACGCUAAAUUUUUGACAAGUAUUUUCCGUCCAAUCUACAUUCCGCCCAAUUAAGGAAAUGUGAGAUCAGAUUUAAACUUAAGAUGAUUAGUAGCACAUAGUUUUGUAAUUUAUUACAAAAGAUUAUCGCUUGAAUUUGUUACUUUUUAACGAAAAUUUAGAAGGUUUUAGAAAAUACUGUUAGAAUAGAAUUACUAUCAACAGUGUAAAUACUUGAUGAAAAUAAGUCAGGUGUUACUACCUAAUUAAGUAUUGUAGCAAUGAAGCGAUGAACAAACGUUAAAAAACAAUUUAUUGUAUAUUUACGCGAAAAAACACAGUAUGUGUGUUAAAUGAUCAAACUUGACUUAUGAUAGUGUCUUAAUGUACAGAUUUGUAUUUUUUUAAAUAUGUUUACAUCUUAUCUACAUUACAUUAUAAUGAUCUGAAGAAAUAAAUCAAUUUUAUUAUA
Nasonia vitripennis (jewel wasp) is the source of this 2609-nucleotide messenger RNA. RefSeq lists its product as uncharacterized. The record is from RefSeq and is a predicted model, not a curated record. The transcript has 7 exons. NCBI's taxonomy places the organism in Eukaryota, Metazoa, Arthropoda, Insecta, Hymenoptera, Pteromalidae. Bases 185 to 2035 code for a protein of 616 amino acids.